Camellia sinensis is the source of this 3972-nucleotide messenger RNA. The record is from RefSeq and is a predicted model, not a curated record. Lineage: Eukaryota; Viridiplantae; Streptophyta; Magnoliopsida; Ericales; Theaceae.
UUUUGUUAUUUAUAACUUUCAGUCCACGCCCUCUCUCUCUUUCUCUCUCUUCUUCUCCUCUUUCUCUCUCUAAAAAAAACUCUCUUUCUCUCUCCUCUGCAACUGAUUACUACCAGAUCGACCAUUCUCCUAGAUUCUGAUUCACUUUUACGCUGAUCUCAUCUCCGAUUGUCUCGCUCCAUAAUCGAGCUGCGUUUGGAAGUGAAUUGAUGAAUGGAACGGCUUGGUUUUGAGAAUGGGGUUUGCGGAGCUUGGCAUUUAGAUUUGAAUUUUGUUUGCGAGAUUUUUGGUGUUGCGGACGGAUAGGAUGACUUCGGAUGUUAACAGAACCAGCGGCCCUGUUGAAAGAGACGUUGAACAGGCGAUUACUGCUCUCAAGAAAGGGGCAUAUUUGCUCAAGUAUGGAAGAAGGGGGAAGCCUAAGUUUUGUCCCUUCCGACUGGCAAAUGAUGAAUCUGUACUAAUAUGGUUCUCGGGGAAAGAGGAGAAACACCUCAAACUAAGUCAUGUGUCUAAAAUCAUUUCAGGGCAGCGCACUCCAAUCUUUCAAAGGUAUCCACGGCCUGAGAAGGAGUACCAGUCCUUCUCUCUUAUAUAUAACGACAGGUCGCUGGAUUUGAUUUGUAAAGAUAAAGAUGAAGCUGAGCAAUGGUUUAUUGGUUUAAAAGCAUUAAUUUCACGUGGCCAUCAACGGAAGUGGAGAACAGAAUCAAGGAGUGAAGGUAUUCCAUCUGAAGCUAAUAGUCCCCGAACAUACACUCGAAGAAGUUCUCCUUUGAACUCUCCAUUUGGUAGUGGUGAUAGCUUGCAGAAGGAUAGUGAUCAGCUUCGCAUUCAUAGUCCAUAUGAAAGCCCCCCCAAAAAUGGUCUGGAUAAGGGAUUUUCGGAUGUAAUAUUAUAUGCUGUGCCACCCAAGGGUUUCUUCCCCCCGGACUCUGCUAGUGGUUCUGUCCAUUCUGCAUCGUCUGGAGGCUCAGAUAGUGUACAUGGUCACAUGAAAGCAAUGGGAAUGGAUGCUUUUAGAGUAAGCCUAUCAAGUGCUGUUAGCUCAUCAAGCCAAGGUUCUGGUCAUGAUGAUGGCGAUGCCUUGGGGGAUGUUUACAUUUGGGGGGAAAGCACUGGGGAUGGUGUUCUCGGUGGUGGACUUCACAAGGUUGGGAGUUGUUUUGGUGUUAAAAUGGACUCGUCGUUGCCUAAAGCAUUGGAGUCCGCCGUAGUGCUUGAUGUUCAAAAUAUAGCAUGUGGUGGACAACAUGCUGCCUUAGUAACCAAACAAGGAGAGAUUUUUUCUUGGGGGGAGGAAUCGGGUGGCAGGCUUGGGCAUGGUGUAGAUUCUGAUGUUUUGCAUCCAAAGCUCAUUGAUGCUCUCAGCCAAACAAACGUUGAGCUUGUAGCAUGUGGUGAGCACCAUACUUGUGCUGUAACUCUUUCUGGUGAUCUGUACACAUGGGGCGAAGGCCAUUUUGGUCUUCUUGGGCAUGGAAAUGAAGUGAGUCAUUGGGUCCCAAAAAAGGUGAAUGGGCCUUUGGAGGGUAUUCAUGUUUCAUCUAUCUCCUGUGGGCCCUGGCAUACUGCUGUUGUGACUUCUGCUGGCCAAUUGUUUACUUUUGGUGAUGGAACAUUUGGCGUUUUGGGUCAUGGAGAUCGAAGAAGUGUUUCAAUACCCAGGGAAGUUGAGUCCCUUAAGGGUCUUCGGACUGUACAAGCAGCUUGUGGUGUUUGGCAUACUGCUGCAGUUGUAGAAAUCAUGGUUGGGAAUUCAAGUUCCAGCAAUUGCUCUUCAGGAAAACUGUUUACUUGGGGAGAUGGGGAUAAAAAUCGACUUGGACAUGGUGACAAAGAAACAAAACUUGUGCCUACCUGUGUUGCUGCUCUUGUUGAGCCCAACUUUCGCCAAGUUGCAUGUGGGCAUAGCCUGACUGCUGCACUCACAACUUCAGGCCAUGUCUACACAAUGGGUAGUCCUGUUUAUGGCCAGCUUGGAAAUGUUCAAGCUGAUGGGAAGCUCCCCGCUCGUAUUGAAGGAAAGCUCAUAAAGAGUUUCGUGGAUGAGAUAGCUUGUGGAGCCUAUCAUGUUGCAGUUUUAACUCAAAAAACUGAAGUUUACACUUGGGGCAAGGGAGCAAAUGGUCGAUUGGGUCAUGGUGAUACAGAUGAUAGAAAUUCUCCUACUUUAGUAGAAGCUCUGAAAGACAAGCAAGUCAAAAGCAUUGCUUGCGGUACUAAUUUUACUGUGGCUAUCUGUCUUCAUAAGUGGGUUUCAGGGGUUGAUCAGUCUAUGUGUUCUGGUUGCCGUCUGCCAUUUAAUUUCAAAAGAAAACGUCAUAAUUGUUAUAAUUGUGGACUUGUUUUCUGUCAUUCGUGUAGCAGCAAGAAAUCACUUAAGGCAUCUAUGGCGCCGAACCCCAACAAACCUUAUCGGGUUUGUGAUAUUUGUUUUAGUAAACUGAAGAAAGCCAUUGAAACUGAUGCUUCAUCCCAGUCUUCUGUGAGUAGAAGAGGUAGCAUGAAUGAACUAAUUGAAAAAGACGAGAAGCUGGAUUACAGAUCUCGUCCUCAGCUUGCUAGAUUUUCCUCCAUGGAGUCCUUCAAGCAAGUGGAAAGUCGGUCUUCCAAGAGAAACAAGAAACCAGAAUUCAACAGUAGUCGUGUGUCACCUAUUCCAAAUGGGAAUUCACAAUGGGGGGCUCUUAACAUCUCUAAAUCAUUUAAUCCAAUGUUUGGCUCAUCCAAGAAGUUUUUCUCAGCUUCUGUACCUGGGUCCAGAAUUGUAUCUCGGGCAACGUCGCCGAUAUCAAGACGACCGAGCCCACCUCGUUCCACGACACCAACACCUACUCUGGGUGGACUUACCUCUCCGAAAAUUGUUGUGGAUGAUGCUAAGAGAACAAAUGAUAGCCUUAGCCAAGAAGUUAUUAGAUUAAGACAACAGGUGGAAAAUCUUACCCGGAAAGCUCAACUUCAAGAAGUAGAGUUGGAAAGAACUGCUAAGCAGCUAGAGAAGGCAAUGGCAAAUGCAGAGGAUGAAGCAGCAAAAUGCAAAGCAGCAAAGGAAGUGAUCAAGUCACUCACUGCCCAACUGAAGGAGAUGGCUGAAAGGCUGCCUGUGGGAGCAUCCCGGAAUAUAAAAUCACCUUCCUUUGGUUCCUUUGGCUUCAAUCUCAUUUCCAACGAAGUUCCUAUUGCUUCUAUUGAUCAAUUGAAUGGUCAAGCAACAUUCCAAGAACCAGAUUUGAAUGGAUCAAACGGCCAAGUGAUUUCUAAUGGGUCAAUCACUGCUGGUAACCGCAGUUCAGGCCACAACAGACAAGGCCAGUCAGAAACAACAACCAGAAAUGGUGGCAGAACUAAAGAAGGUGAUUCUCGUAAUGACAAUGAAUGGGUUGAGCAAGACGAGCCAGGUGUUUAUAUCACGCUUACCUCCUUACCUGGUGGUGUUAAAGAUCUUAAGCGAGUACGGUUCAGUCGGAAGCGGUUUAGUGAGAAACAAGCGGAACAAUGGUGGGCGGAGAACCGGGCAAGAGUAUACGAACAGUACAACGUGCGCAUGGUUGACAAGUCAAGUGUGGGUGUUGGGAGUGAGGACUUCGGACAUUGACUGACACAUUGAAAUGUUCAUAUGUAAAAUCAAGAAGAAUAUCUUUUAAAAUUUUUUGAUCUAAAUUCCUGGUUGAGGAAGGUCUUAUUGAUCCAUUAGUUUGGCUAUCAUGUUACCAAGGGUUGAGGGAAGGUUUGCUAUAAAAUGAGAGAAGUGGAGGGGUUUGAUUGUGUUUUCUUUUCUAUUUCCCCCUUUAAAUUUUUACGACUUGAUUUUGCAUUUUAAUUUUUUUGUUCCCAAAAAAAUGUGCUUUGUGUGGGGGGAUUGAGGGUGAGAAAUGUACAUUCUUAAUAGGUUGAUGGCUCUUGUUGAAAGCAGUUGCCGUGUAAAUUUCAUAAGCCAAUGCAUCUUCACUUUUAUGUUUUUCUUUCUCA